UAGAGGCUAGAGAGCCGGGUUUUGGUGGCAAUAGUGUACGGUUUGUGAAAGUAACUUUUCAAGAUUUUACAUAGUUUAGAUGUGAAGAGAUAAACUGGAAGGCUUUAUUGUACUAAUUGCGUUGCUGUGAACAGUAAUGCUCAAAUCCAUCGAGGACAUAGGUUAAUAUGUUGGAACAAAGAAACAUCACUUCAAACGAUAUACUGAUUACAGAAACGACAAGGAACAACACUUGUAUGCCUUGAUGAAUGUUGAUCGUAUCUGCCGAACACCAGGAUGCCGUGUUAAAGAAAUGAAAGCAGAAACAUUUAAGCUGGGGAGGUUAAGGUAGUACAUGUAUGCAUAUCACACAAAAGACAAUUAUGAAAUGAAAAAACCAAUUUUUUUUUUGUGAGAUGUCAAAGCUUUACAUGCAUCUUUCAAAUGAAAAAUAAAUUAUGGAUAUUUUUCCUAAUUCUAAAUUCAAGAACUCCAUCAACUUAUCACAGUCAAAUUUAAACUCAAAUCUGAACUAUUAUUGUAUUGUUUAUUAGUCAACAGCUGUACAGCUCAUAGACAUAUACAAUUAAUAUACACAUGGUAUAAUACAUAUACUGGUCACUUGAAAAAAGGCAAGUUUAUACAUUGGACGUAUCUUCUUUGACAUAAUAAAUUCUUUAAAAAAAUCUGCAAUAUUGCACUUCUAAAAGUACAAGCAAGCAAAACAGGUUAUAUAAUCAAUAAAGCUUAAUAUACAAAGUCGAUGAACUAAUGAAUCAACCCACACAGAGUCUAGAUGAUUCAGGUGCAUGCCGAUGUAACCUGAUUCUUUUAUAACUUUCAAUAUAUCAUCAGAGCAUUGCAUCCUGCUGCUGCAUGCAUCAUGCACGUGCAUUUUAUGCCAUUUUUUGCAAAAAUGGACGAAGACCAUAUUAUCACACAAUCACUCACUGUCUUCUUUCACUGAUGAAUGAAUUUGUUUUUGUUGAUGAUUUAUUAGAAUAGGGGCACCAGCCUUUUAGUCAUUGGAUUCCACCUUUAUAUGAGAAGUACUUGUUGCCAAAUUAAAUUUUUAAAAAAAAUCUUUUUUGAACAUUCUAAUAAUAAAUUAGUGAUCUAAAUUUAAAAGAGUUUUAAUUGCAAAAAUUGUCCCAAUAAUUGCAGUAUUAAAAUUCUGCACAAAGAUAUUUUGUAUAAUAUCCCUUCAGUCAUCCUAUUUUUCUAUUUCCUUAAUACAUAAUCUUCAAAGUAAAAAAAUGACAAAUUUUCUAACAUAUAGUCAAAUAUCCCAAUGGUAGCCUCUCUGCUCAGCAUCCAGAAAACGUUUAGGCAUCAGCACUCGGCGCUUUGCACACGCUGUUGGCAUGGUUGGUGUUUAUCUUGAAUAGAUGGUCAAUGAUCAAGUGCUUCGCUAGUGCGGAAAAAUGCUUGAAUUUAUAUUUAGCUUUGCGCUGACCUAAAACAAAAAAAGAGGUAGACAUGUUCUAAGAAGUGGUUUCCUACUGUCACACUCGAGUAGAUAUGCUGCCUCGGGCAACAAGACGUACAUACGAACCAGAGCAAGGAAGGUAAAAUGGCGACGUGAAAAGUGUAGCAAAAUCAGGUCGAUUUUCCAUGUGAUUUUGUGAAAUAAAAUAACAUUUUUAAUCAUUGUUUCUCUCAAUUACCACUUUAUCGUUGUGGAUCUAUCAACAGAUAUUUCAAAGAAUAUCAGUUUCUUGUUUAAUCCUUAUGAAUCAGACACUCGGAGCAUUAGAUACCGGUACCUAAAAUUUUCAUUGGUAUACUGAAAAAGGAUAUGAAUGAAGGAUAAAGCGAAUUUAAAAUCUAUGACCAAGUCAUCAAACAAGAUGGUAGAGGGACUGGAGAACCAGAAUGGCUACUCUUGCUUAUCUCUCAAAGUCCUUGGUCACUCUACUUGCAAACUGCUUUCUAAUCAUCUGGAUAUUCCUGCUGACAUUGUGACAGAAAAUGGCCUCACCCCAGAUGUGUUUGGACUAGCCGAGCUGGCUGGAUUUGACUCCAGCUACGUGAGGCGUUUAGCGUCUAAACCCGAAAAGACAAUUGCAUUGUUAGAUGCAUGGUCCAGAAAACCUGACGGUACAAUAGGGAAGCUGUUGACCGCCUUAGAUACACUUGGAAGGUUGGACUGUAAAACAGAUAUUACACCAAGUAUUGCAAGAGAUAUUAAAAACUGGUUACAGAGUGAUGCCAAGGAACCUAACCAACCAGGUGCAGACAUUCCGCGCGAGCAACCGCCGAAGUUGAAAAUCCCCCCAGCAACACCUAGCAACAAACAGCAGCAGGACUUUGUAUCAUCGCCAGUGUCUCCCACCAGGUCAACCGGAAGUGACCCCACAGACCACAACGAUGGGGCGCUAACCUUGGACGACCUUGACGGAAACCAAGCUUCCUAUGUUGCCUGCAUAUGUUGCUCUGAUGACGACAUAGAGAUUGCGCACACGAUCAUCGAAGCGUACCGAGAGGUUACGAACACUGUGCAGUUCUUCCUGCCCCAGGAGCAACUGUUAGGAGGAAAGUACGAAUACGAGUCACUAGCAGAAGUCAUAGAGGACAGGUGCGAUGGCCGACUUCUGGUGAUUAUGUCCAGAACCUAUGUUUCCAGUCCCGCCUGUAUAUUCUCUACACAAUUCGUCAAAUCCUUGGAUCCAGAUGCAAAGAGAAGGAAGAUUAUCCCCAUUAUCAAAGAUGAAGAUGCGACAUAUCCCAGAGUUCUGCGCGGCAUUAAUGCUAUAAAGCUCCAGCGCCUCAAGUUUAGUCUUCCAUUUUGGAAACUCUUGUCCGCCUCUUUGGACAUAAAGUACAUUCCUAAACACAGUCAGACCGACAGCUCUUUGUUGUCGCCAUCAAGUGCAGGUGCACCUAAGUCUUCAACCUCGUACACUUCCAGUUCAUCUUCACCCUCUUUGUCUUCAAGCAUUUCAUAUCCGUCGUCAUUCUCCGGCAAAUCUGUCCCAUCCAGAACCUUCUCGGUUGAAUCUCUUGAGAGUAUUAUUGAUAACGAAAACGUUUCUCGAGUGUACGGUCUCCAACAUCAGUCCUCCACGACAAGUACAAUUUCAAAUACUUCGUUGUCAUACCAUUGCCAGAAUGUUUCGUCGGCCUCACAUUCAUCAUUGAUGAAUGGUUCUAAGAAAGACCAGUCUUCCCAAAAAGAUGAUUGUACGGUACGUCUUCAUCACUCUAAGAGCGACCAGGGCAUGUCUGGAAUGCUACGUUCUUCUGAGAGUUCGUGUUCUAGCUGCAAUCCGGGAACAGUGAAAAAAUCCGGCAGAAAAUUUAUGUCAAAACUCAUGAAAACGUUCGGGUUAAGAAGUAAAAGUUCCAAGUCCCUUGUGGAAGAUCCCAUGAGAUCCUCCAAUGCACCUUCACCCAUACGAUCCAAUUCCGAACCAGCAGAAACUUUACAGAGAGCUUUCAAAUCGUGCGAUGAUAUAUUCAAUGAUCAAAGAAGAGAUAAGACAAAACUACAUUUUGUUCAAAAUAUUGUGACAUCUUUGAAAACUGGCCUUUCUGGAUCCAGGGAACUCACAGAAAGUGGUCAAAAUUCGUCAACAGAAUCCAGAAGUGAGAGUCUGAUAUCCCCAGUUUCUUCAGCUGGUGACAUUCAAUCGAGUCCUGUCGUUGAGCUUCCAUUGAAUAUCCGUAUGAACACAUUCAACAUCAUUCAAAGGGAAUAUUCUGUAGAUGGCAACACGGAGUCGGCCAUCCUGCGAUCAUCCGGGUACUCCGACACAAACACAGAGUCGGCCAUCUUGAGAGGAGCAGGGUCGACAGAAAGUAUUGACGACAACAAUGCGCAGUUUACUCUCUGUUGAUGUGUCGUAGAUAAAGUCCCGCCAUGUAUCUGUAAUGCUCUGGCACUACUCUUGGUAAACGCAAUUGUACAUAUUCAAUGUAAAUGUCAGAUUUAAAGAAAGAUAACCGGCAUGUUUAAUUAUUUGUAUCCCCAAAUGUAUGAAAUAAAAGGAUGAAAAAUGAAAAUAUGAAUAAAAUCUUUAACAAAAAGAGUAAUUAAAUCUCUCUCUCUCUCUCUCUCUCUCUCUCUCUCUCUCUCUCUCUCUGGGUAAGGCAUUUUAUAAAUGAAAACAUUUUUAUAUACGUAAUAGAAGUAUCUUACGGCCGACGAUUGAUGUAGUAUUAGUUAUAAGUCAAUCGAGAUCUUUGUUACAUGUAUGACAGAAAUGUUCAUGUAUUUGAAUGUUUUGCUCCUGUAUGUAGUAUUUGUAGUAAAUAAAAGCUAACAGUUGU
Molecule: messenger RNA, 4251 nt
Organism: Magallana angulata
Lineage: Eukaryota; Metazoa; Mollusca; Bivalvia; Ostreida; Ostreidae
Exons: 9
Coding region: 1782-3818 (678 amino acids)
Biological process (GO): signal transduction
Molecular function (GO): protein binding
Source: RefSeq, a predicted model, not a curated record